AGUGCAAAAACAGGCUUUCCUGGAGAAUAAGCAAUCAAAAACUCUUCAAUAAUCCUGAAAAGGGUGAAGAAGAGGACAACAAACUCAACGAAUCGGAGACCGAAAUAUCGGGAAAUGGACGUGAUUAAAACACAGCAAGCAUCGGUUAGACCAGUCGAGAAGGUUAUAGUUCAUCCACUAGUUCUUCUGAGCAUCGUCGAUAACUACAACAGAGUCGCUAAAGAUACUCGCAAACGUGUCGUCGGCGUUCUUCUCGGCUCGUCUUUUAAAGGAACCGUUGAUGUCACUAACAGCUACGCAGUGCCGUUCGAAGAAGAUGACAAGGACCCAAGCAUUUGGUUUCUUGACCACAAUUAUCAUGAAUCAAUGUUUUCUAUGUUCAAGAGAAUAAAUGCAAAGGAGCAUGUUGUGGGAUGGUAUAGCACUGGCCCAAAAUUGCGGGAAAAUGACCUGGAUAUUCAUGGCUUAUUUAAUAACUAUGUGCCUAAUCCUGUCUUAGUCAUAAUUGAUGUCCAACCAAAGGAGCUAGGAAUACCUACAAAAGCUUAUUAUGCCAUCGAAGAGGUGAAAGAGAAUGCUACUCAGAAAAGCCAGAGGGUGUUUGUGCAUGUACCUUCAGAAAUUGCAGCUCAUGAAGUUGAGGAAAUUGGUGUUGAACACUUGCUUAGAGAUGUGAAGGAUACAACUAUUAGCACUCUUGCAACAGAGGUGACUGGUAAACUUACAGCUUUGAAGGGGCUGGAUGCCCGACUUCGUGAGAUACGGAGUUAUCUUGACCUUGUUAUUGAUGAGAAGCUCCCACUAAAUCAUGAGAUUUUGUAUCAUUUACAGAAUGUAUUCAACCUUCUUCCAAACCUUAAUGUCAACGAGUUGAUCAAGGCUUUUGCAGUGAAAACAAAUGAUAUGAUGCUAGUGAUUUAUCUUUCUUCUCUUAUAAGAAGUGUCAUUGCUCUACACAACUUGAUCAAUAACAAGAUGCUCAACAAAGAACAUGAGAAAGCAGAAGACUCAAAGCCAGUUGCUGUGCCUUCUGCAGCUGGAAGUUAAACUUGGGAAUUAUAUGCGGUGAGCGUCUGAUGAUGAAUUCCAGUCAUUGUGUUCCAGUUCUCUAAACCUUUGAAAAUCGCGAGUUCUGCAAAGAAGAGGUUGGCUGGUAUUUACAGAAUAGGGAGGUUGGCUGGUAUUUACAGAAUAGUUGUUCCAACGUCCAAUCUGUGUUUGUUAUGAUUUAAUGGUAAUACGUCACAUUUUUAAUUCAUAUGUCCAGAAUAUUGGUCUUUUGACUGUUAAAGCCAACUCAGUUCAGCUCAUUCUUUCCCCUUGGAAUAUUAGUGUGGCAAUUUUCAAAUGUCUUUUUACAUCUA
Messenger RNA from Mangifera indica (mango), 1364 nucleotides. Its product is annotated as 26S proteasome non-ATPase regulatory subunit 7 homolog A. Gene Ontology annotation, cellular component: proteasome complex; proteasome regulatory particle. Lineage: Eukaryota; Viridiplantae; Streptophyta; Magnoliopsida; Sapindales; Anacardiaceae. Gene Ontology annotation, molecular function: metallopeptidase activity; protein binding. Gene Ontology annotation, biological process: proteasome-mediated ubiquitin-dependent protein catabolic process. The transcript is spliced from 10 exons. The coding region runs from base 115 to 1047 and encodes 310 amino acids. The record is from RefSeq and is a predicted model, not a curated record.